Molecule: messenger RNA, 1050 nt
Organism: Hippoglossus stenolepis (Pacific halibut)
Lineage: Eukaryota; Metazoa; Chordata; Actinopteri; Pleuronectiformes; Pleuronectidae
Gene: slc5a2
Product: solute carrier family 5 member 2
Biological process (GO): sodium ion transport; transmembrane transport
Cellular component (GO): plasma membrane
Molecular function (GO): D-glucose:sodium symporter activity
Source: RefSeq, a predicted model, not a curated record
AUGGAGAAUCACUCGUCAGACAAGGUGACCAUCAACAACCCAGCAGACAUCUCCAUCAUCAUUGGCUAUUUCAUCAUGGUUGUCAGUGUUGGCAUUUGGUCCAUGUUCUGGACCAAUCGUGGGACAGUUGGAGGAUAUUUCCUGGCAGGUCGGUCAAUGAGCUGGUGGCCGGUGAGUUCAACAUGUGCCUUCGCUGAAGUAGGAGGCUACAGCUCUCUGCUGGCCAAAUACAGCUCUGCCAUGCCCAGUAAUUUUUCUUCCAUGGACCCCCAGUGCUACAACAUCUCCUCCCUCUGCUACACCCCCAGACAGGACGCCUUCAACCUGCUGAGGGACCCAACCAAAGGCGACCUACCCUGGCCUGGGGUAUUGUUUGGGAUUGCUAUCGUGGGAGGCUGGUACUGGUGCACAGACCAGGUCAAUAUCCAGGUUCAAUCCUGUCAUUUCACAUGCUUUGAGUUUAAGCCUCAAACUUCAUCCUUCCUUUUCCUGAGUGAGGUGGGCUGCUCCAACAUUGCUUAUCCUAAACUAGUGGUCUCAGUCAUGCCCAAUGGUACUGGCAGCUGUAUUUUCCCCUCUAACUGCCCAUUCUUGGUGUGUGGAAUCCAUUACCUGCACUUUGCAAUCAUACUCUUCUUCUGCACAUUUGCACUGGUGCUGCUGGUCAGCUACUGCACUGAGCCUAUUGAGGACCAACAUCUUCAUCGCCUGGUGUUCAGUCUUCGGCAUUCCAAAGAGGAGAGGAAAGACCUGGACUGGGAGCAAGAGGAGAAAGGGAGAAGAGCCCGACGAGAGGCUGAGGAUAGGAUGAGGGAGAAUAUCAAUAGUGGUGCAGGGACUGAGGAGGAAGAGGGGUCAGGUAUCUGUCGCCUGAUUGCUCGUCUCUGUGGAAGGGCCAGCAGCUCCCCCGACCUGCAGCAAGAAGCACCAGAGGAGACGGAGCAGAUGCCUGACAUCAGUGAGGAGCCGGUGUGGAAGGUGUGCACUGUGGAUGCUAAUGCUUUCAUCAUGAUGGCUCUAGCAGUUUUCAUGUGGGGUUACUUUGCUUAA